This is a messenger RNA of Closterium sp. Naga37s-1, 3168 nucleotides long. The record is from the annotation of a GenBank genome assembly. Lineage: Eukaryota; Viridiplantae; Streptophyta; Zygnematophyceae; Desmidiales; Closteriaceae.
AUGGCACAGCGAUCAGAGCGUUCCGCAAUUCGCGCGAUCCCCUUCUUAGUUCUUUGCCUUAUCUUCGAGCGAGUCUCGACUUCGUUCUUUAUUGUCUCUCUCACUCACCCUCUCUACUCUUUACCCUCCCCGUCUCACCCCCAUACCUCCACCUAUUCUCAACACCCCCUCCUUUUCCUCCCGCUUCUCCUCCCUUCCUCUCCCCGCAACCCUCCUUUCCUCCUCUCCUCUACUCCGCUCCGCCUCUCCGUUCCCCCUCUCGUCAAUCAGGUAUGGGAGAGCAUCUACGGCUUGCACGAGGACAACCAACUUCCCCCCGCCAACAUCUCCCUUCCGCCCAACGUGCCCCCCGCGCCGCACCUCGAGGACUGCGCGGCUCGCACGGCGUUCCGCCUGGCGGCGGAGCAGCGCGGGGCGAACGGGGAGCCGCCGGAAUGGGCGCGCCCGCCCAAGUGCUGCGGAUGCAACCCGCAACCCCCGUGGGUUCGGGGAGCGGACGACGAGAACCUAGCAAUGACGCGGCGGGUGCAGAAGGAGAUAUGGGAGAACCAGUUCCCAGCAGAGCGCAAGUGCGCGGGCAGGAAGGUGCUGGUGGUGCAGUGGGCGCCGCAGAACCACCACGGCGUGGGGUCGCAGGUGCACGUCAUGGGCGCGUUCCUCAGCAUCGCCCUGCAGUUCAACCGCACUCUCGUCGCCAUCCCGGGCUCGUACGGCCGCGCCGAGGAGCCUGGCUGUAAAGCUGCCGGGCAGUACGGCGAGUGGGAGUGCUUCUUCUUCUCCUUCGCAGACCCCGCGUGCCAGCAGAUAGUGCGGGAGAUGAAGGACAGCAAGGCGCUCCAGUGCUCGCACUCCUUUGCCUCGCAGGUCGCCGGGUCGUCAGACGUGGUCGCCUGCCUGGAUUACAUGCCCUAUGGGGACCUCGAGAUGAAGGCCAACAUCACAUGGCGGUGGGGGGGGGCGCAAUGGCAACAGCCGGACACGGUGUGGCAUGUCCCGGGCUCAGAGUCGCACAAGGCACACACAAUGCAGGUCCAUUGGUGGCGGGCGCAAGCCGCGCGCUUCAUGCUGCGCUGGCCCUCCGCGUACCUCUGCCACGUGACCAACCGCGUGCGCCACUCCUCCUACGGGCACCGCGUGGCUGCUCGCCUCGCCCGCUUCGACAGCACACGCGCAGAGAUCCUCCGGGAACUCGCCGGGGACACCGCGGGCGAUGCAGCCCGCAGCAACAUCAAACUGUCCCCGCAAGCCACAGCCGCCGCUGCCGUGCCGUUCCGGGAAGGGUCGUUCAAACAGUCCCAGGGGCUGUUUCCCUGGGCGCAUGGCGCGUGCAGCAAGGAUGCGUGCGGCGGCGGCGGGGAGAGGGAGAAGCGGUCGGCGUAUCUGAGGGAGAUGUUUGAAGGAGUGGGGGGGGAACCGUAUGUGAUGAGUCCCAUUGUGAGCCUGCAUGUGCGGCAGAGUGACAAGGUGGAGGAGAUGCAGCUCAUGCCACUCAGCUUGUAUAUCUUCUAUUUGAACAGGCUCCGGCUCAUUCGUGCGGACCUGUCUUAUGUGUGGCUUAACACCGAGUCUCAGGUGAAUCGCCCUACUUCGUCGCAUUCGCUUCUUCUCCCCGUAGUCCACACUCCGUCCCCUUCCGUUCCACACACGCACUCCCCUCCAUCGCUCACGCUUCCUCGCGACAACGAGCACGCUCCCUCCCCUCCCGUCUCCUUCGCGCUCGCUCCAUUGUCGCACACGCGCGCUCUGUUUUCUCGCGGAUUACAAUUCCCUCCCGUCGCCCACGCGGGAGCGCCGAGACCGAUUACGCACACUCCCUUCCGUCACCCACGCUCACUUCGUUCCCGCCGCAGACGCGCACUCCCUUCCGUCGCCCCCGCGCACUCCGUCAGUUACCUCGGCCCACGCGCACUCCCUUCCGUUGCCCACUCUCAAGACCUUCCCGUCGCCCACGCUCACACCCUUCCCAUCGCCUACGCGCAAUCGUUCCGUCGCCCACUCUCAAUCACUUCCCUCGCCCACGCUCGCUCCCUUCCCGUCGCCCACGCUCACUCCCUUUCCAUCGCCUUCGCGCAAUCCUUACAUCGCACACGCUCACCCCCGCUCGUCGCACACGGCCAAUUCCCUCUCGUCGCACGCUGCCGCCCGCGUCGCGCUCUCCCUUUCAAUCUCCUCCCGCCGUCCACGCGCACUCCCUCCCGGCGCGCGAGACGACUCCCCGUCCGCCGCCCACGCUCACUCCCUCCCGCCGCGACGGUCCCCUCCGCCGCACAUGCUCACUCCCCUCCGUCGCCCACGCCCACUCCUUAUGGUCGCACUCACUCCUCCCCGUCGCCCACUCAUUCCCCUCCGUAUCCCUCGCUCACUCCCCUUCCGCCGCCCAUAGUCGCACAACAGAGGCGGACGUGGUGCUGCGUGAAUCCCUUCCCCCCGUCCUCCCAACCUCUCUUUCUCCCUUCAUCACGCCCCUCCUCUCCCCAUCCCCUCCUCUCCCCCUCAUCACGCCCCUCCUCCCAUCACGUCCCGUCCUCUCCCCAUCCCCUCCUCUUCCAAACCCAUCCCUCCUCAUCACAUCCCUCCUCUUUCCAUCCAUCCUCUCCCCAUCCCUCCUCUCCCCAUCCGUCCUGUCCCCAUCCCCUCCUCUCCCCCUCCGCUCCAGGUGUUUCCUCCCAUCAUCACUUCCUCCCAUCAUCACUUCCUCCCAUCACCACUUCCUCCCAUCAUCACUUCCUCCCAUCACCACUUCCUCCCAUCACCACUUCCUCCCAUCACCACUUCCUCCCAUCACCACUUCCUCCCAUCACCACUUCCUCCCAUCACCACUUUCUCCCAUCAUCACUUCCUCCCAUCACCACUUCCUCCCAUCACCACUUCCUCCCAUCACCACUUCCUCCCAUCACCACUUCCUCCCAUCAUCACUUCCUCCCAUCACCACUUCCUCCCAUCAUCACUUCCUCCCAUCAUCACUUCCUCCCAUCACCACUUCCUCCCAUCACCACUUCCUUCCAUCACCACUUCCUCCCAUCACCACUUCCUCUUCCUAUCCCCUUUCCCUCUCACAUCGUCCUAUCUCCCCCUGUCCCUUCCCCCCUGCUUCCCUCUUCCCCCUCUUUCCCCGCUUUCCCCUCCCCAUCGCUCGUAUUCUCUUUCUCUCCCUGGCAAUUGCAGUGA